This is a messenger RNA of Linepithema humile (Argentine ant), 4888 nucleotides long. Lineage: Eukaryota; Metazoa; Arthropoda; Insecta; Hymenoptera; Formicidae. The record is from RefSeq and is a predicted model, not a curated record.
GCGAAGUGAGGUCACACGACAUCGUCGUUUUACAUGAUUCGCGCUAGCGAUAUGGUCGCUCUUCGCGAAGCGUCGUGCGUCUCAUCUCGCAUCGCUUACUCCGAUUUCGACGGCAUCUGAAUUUUAAACGCGAUUUUUUUCAUGAGUUUGUAGCGGUGAAGUUUUCUCGUGUGUCGUAGUGCAUAUCUUUGAAAUUCGGUUUAUCGCGUUCGGUGCUUCCUGGCGAAAAGUCAAUGCGUGCAUCUUUCUCCAGGCAAUCGCAACGUGUUUUCGAUCAAUCCCUCGUCUUUUCGACAAAUUGCUCUUGAUUCUCAAGGAUUGGUGAUAAUUCUGGAGCAACUGGGCGUCACUUGGAAAAAUUGUGCAUUUUUGACAAUGUGUGUUGAGUAGAUAUAUAUUACGUCGCUGUCAGAAGAGCAGGAGUUUGUUAAAUUUGGGGUUAGAAUUGGAGAUCAUUUUCUGACAUUAAAAAGUUUUUUUACUUGUGGAUUGGAAGAGAGAGACAUAAUCAUUGAAGUCACAAGAAGAUCUGAAUAUUUUAAAGUUCCAAAGUCCAGGAUUUCAGAAAUAUUGAAAGUUUAAGUUUUAAUUAUCUGAAAGUUCAAAGUUAACAUAUCUAACUUAUCAAGAUUUAAAUCAUUAAACAUAUCAGGAUUUAAAGGUCCGAAAUACAGUUAAUUCUGCUAAAGGUUUAAAGUCAGAGUCAAAACUCUCAAUAAUGCCCCAAUUUCGAGAAUGGAAAAUUUGGACAUUUAAAAUUCGAAAGAAUCGGCAAUUGUAAUACUUUAGGAUCUAAUCUGAAGAAAGUAAUUAUCCGAUUAUCUAAAGUGGAAUUUGAGGCAUUCCAGAAGAGAGAGAGAGAGAGAGUCGUGAAACAUUCCAGAAAUUCAAAGAUGAAACAUUCGGUGAUCUAAACAAUAAAAAAUUUGAUAUUUGGGUGUUCGGAUUUUACAGUCAUCGAAAAAUCCACUUAUUUCGUGAGCUUAAUCAAAAGUAGAACAUUUCGCUGGUUCAGCAUCCACGCAUUCUCGCAAAAGGCGCUUACUAUCGUAAGCGAAAGUGAACGGAGAGGAGGCUACAACACGAUCGAGAGUGAAACGGGUCUCCGCGCGGAUAGGUGUUCGUUUGUGGACGAGGUAAAACGAGCCGUUCAUAUCAUCCAGCAUCCGGGCGGCUACUUUUCGCGUUAACAACGACGGGCAAGUGACACUUUGAUAUCUUGAUUCCCCGAUGCCUAGAUCAACCCGUGGACGCUUGUAGAUCAGGCAAUCACGUCGAUCUCUCGUUGAAAGACGGAUAGGGCGAUCACGGUGGGACUGAUCGUUGAAGGAGCGAUAAAACAUGUCGAGGCUGUUGAAAGGAGAGCCGACGGGCGGUUGUGUGAUUGGCUCGUGCGCGGAUCGGGGAUCGUAUUAGCCCGACUGGCAGUGACGCAUGUCGUAAGCCACGUGAGAGCGAUAGAGAACGACGCGGUGGACGUCACGCAGGAUCGGGAUUCACGGAGAGAGAGAAAGAGAGAGAGCGAGAGUGAAAGAAAGAAAGAGAUAGAGAGAGAGAGAGAAAGAGACUAAUCGGAGCAAGAAGCAGGCCCGGCGACAAGCCUCCUAUUUUGCCUACCGGAAGUCCCAUAUAUGCCCAUACACGCGCGUAAAACGCAUACAGCUUGCGAAGAAAUCGAAAUGGUGGAGCUGUGUGGCCAAGCUUCUUCGGCCAUGGGGGUGAUCGGCAUUGGCUCGAUGGUGUCCGCGGCGACGUCGUCGUCCUCUUCGUCGACUACCACGACCACAGGCGCCUCGUCCUCGGCGUCAGGACGCGCCGGCGUCCUCGAGACUCAAGUACGUGGUCAGUGGUAUCGCGUGUUCGUCUCCUUGGAAGACGAUUAUCUCAGUAUUUCGCUCGACGAGAGCUGCGAAACUGGCAAUAACGUCCUCAAUAAUGGCAAUAUCAAUAACAACAAUGUGGACAGUCUAAACGAUCCGGACGUGCCUGAUUCGGUCGCAAAUCAGAAGCGCGUCGUCCGCGUGGUCAAGAGCGAUAACAACGGUCUCGGAAUUUCGAUUAAAGGCGGCAAGGAGAACAAAAUGCCGAUUCUAAUCUCGAAGAUCUUCAAGGGCAUGGCGGCGGACGCCACGGAGCAGCUUUACGUCGGCGACGCUAUUUUAGCGGUGAACGGCGAGGAUCUACGCGAAGCCACGCACGACGAGGCGGUGAAGGCGCUGAAGAGAGCCGGCAAAGUCGUCGAGUUGGAAGUGAAGUACCUACGGGAAGUGACGCCGUACUUCAGGAAGGCUUCGAUCAUCCAGGAAGUGGGCUGGGAACUUCAGCGCGGUUUCCUCAGUGCGACGCCACCGCCGCCAAAGUCACCACCGCGGGCGGAUACUCGUUAUCUGCCAUUACAACUCUGCAGACUCACCAGGGCACAUCCCUCUUCCGAUCCCGAAGGACGCAUUCUAGAAUUACACUCACCCGACGGUGUCCACGAGUGCUGGUUGAGAGCCGCUGAUAAUACUGAGGCGAACGUCUGGUUCAACGCUUUACACUCGGCGUUGGCAGCCCUCACCUUGAAAGCAUUACGACUGGCCUCAGCACUUCCGGAUCCACAGCAGCUUCAGCACAUUGGCUGGCUUGCGAGGAGACAUUGUCUUCAGAAUGGACGGGCUAGUAGUGAGAGCAGCGAAGACGGAGCCGGAAGUAGCGCAAGCACAUCGCGGGGAGUCGGCAGCGGUGGCGGAUUCGGUCUCACUGGUGGAUGCACCGGCGGCUGGCGCAGUGUCUUCGGUGCAGUUUCAGGCCGGGAACUCAGAUUAUACGAAUGCGCGCCAUGGAGUCCGGAAGCUUGGGCUUCGCCGAGCAUUACUUGCCCACUUAUCGCGACACGACUGGUCUCCUCCCCGACACGACAGAACGAAGCAGCGAGCAGCAGCAGCGGUUCGAUUCAACACGGGGCGACGUUCGCGGUUCGGGUCGGCACGAUCGACGGCGUAGUCACACAUCAUUUACGAGCUGAAACACGAAGGGAUCUGGCGGCCUGGGCGCGAGCGAUCGUUCAGGGAUGUCACGCGGCCGCUCACUCCUUGCGGGAAUACACCGUUCGUUGCGUAUGGCAAGGCAAAGCCUGUCAGUUGGUCGUCAAUCAUGAAGAAGGAUUUGCGCUUUACGCUGCCGGCACGCGGGGAACUGCCGGGAACGGUGUGAGUCCUGGGUCACCGCCCACGCCGCUCUGGAGAAGAUCCUUCGACAAAUUGAAAAUGUCCGCAGACGACGGCGCGCGUCUUCUGUGGCUCGAUUUUGGAGGCGAAGACGGCGAAAUUGAGCUCGAUCUGGAGAGCUGUCCGAAACCGAUUGUGUUUGUUCUACACAAUUUUCUUUCGGCGAAGAUUCACCGGCUCGGUCUGAGCGCAUAGGGGCACGAGGGGGCCCUCACGGAGGCCCCCGAUCUACCCCCGCACACCACCAGGUCCGUUACCAGCGUCUUUCUUCACUGAACCAGAAAGAAUCACGGCGCGAAAGAGAAACGGGGUCUUCUCUCUCCGAGAAUUCGACAGUAACGAGACUUGAUGAGGCAUGAAACAUUCUAAUGGAUAAGAGACUGCAAGGAUAGUCCUUGUCAAAGGUUCCACGUCGCGUGCAGCGUUCCGUUCCGGAGCUUUGAAAUGUAUAGAAAAAGAAUGGUUUGAAAUGAAGAGGAGUAAUGAGCGGGACGAUGGAGAAGAGAGAGUUUGAGAAUAACUAAAGGUAGGAUGAAUAAUUUAAGGAUAACGGCCCGAGGAUAUUUUAUAAUUGGAAGAUUUUAUGAAUUAAUCUACCAAUUUUGAACGUUUUCUAAAUAUUAUAUUGUCCUUUCCUCUUUUUAAUAUUCCAAAAUAUGAAAGUGUAAAAUUGCAAGAAUGGAUUAUUACAUUCGAACAGCACUAAUUAUCGAUAUUUUAAUAUUUAUGAAUUUAAAGAUUUUUUAAGGAUAGUUUUAAAAAUCUUACAAAUGGAGAUUUUGAAAUUUUUAAUUUCAUUUUUGGCACUCCACGUAUCGAGGAUUCUCUAGGAUUCAAAUACCUACAAUUCACAAAAACAUCGAUAAUCAAAGAAAUUUAAGAUCCUAAAAAUUCUAACGGCCUAGUUCUACUUUGCCAAUAUCCAUACAUCCUAAAAUUCUCGGACUCGGUCCAAAGAUCCGAGUAUCUCGUCGGAUAGAUGUGAACAAGGUGAAAAUAAGACUGUAUAAGUUUGAUAAUCAGUGUAGAAUCUUGAAGAGAAACUCGAUUGCGAUAAAUCGACUCGAAACGGUUGUUAAAAAUUGGACGGCAAUCCACUUUGUUCUUCUUCAACCAUAAUCGAUACGAAGCCAUCCACGAGACGAUAUAUCGAAGAAAGUACGACAUGUGACAAGAACGGGGUGGCGGAGAGGUGAAAAGGAACACCCACGCCGCUAAUCAACGCGCCUAAGUAACUAAUUAAUUAACUACUUACCUAACCUUAAGUAAGACUAAUCGCAAAGAACUGACUCGGCAGAUUAUCGAUAAAUAUUCACUGAUUCAGAGUGUCGAAUGUCGAAUUGCGAUUAAUGUAACGAGCAUGGAAAUCAGAUGGGUGCGAUUGUUUAAACGAUAACUUUUUAAUUUUUAAUAACCAUGGCACAUUGAUGUAUUUUGGCUUUUAAAUAUAAUUGGAUUAAUCUGAAUUUUAGGAAAUAAUAGCGCAAUCGUGCAAACGUAUCCUGAUAAUUGUUGAGUAAAAUGUAUUUCCAAUUUCCAGAGAAAACAUUUUAUUGAAAUAAAUUUUGUUCCAAUAUUGGUUUUUACUAAAAAUCAUUUGCUUAAUAAAAUUUCCGAAAUAAAUAUUUUAUGGUAAAUGAUAUUGAAUAUCAUUUGAGCUAAUGCUAUAAUUUUAUAAU